ACCGAUUAGUAAUUAAUGUAAACAGUACAGAUUGUCACGUUAUACUAAGAACCUCGUUUUUAGUUUAUGAAGGGGUUUAGAACUUUUAGUCAAAUAUUCAUAUAACAUUAUUCUAUUUAUGAAAUAUGUGCAAUGGAAGAAGAAUUAGAUCCAGAUAUAAUAAAAGCCACGCAGGGUUCUUUAGGGAAAUACAUAAAACGACCGCCUCUGACAGAUAAAUUACUGAAGAAACCACCCUUUAGAUUCCUUCACGAUAUUGUUACGAGUAUAAUAAAAAAUACAGGAUUUUUUGACGGCCUAUUCGAAGAAGACGAAUUAAAAUCUGAAAAUGUGAAGGAUAGAGAAAGCAAAAUAGUAUUUCUUAAUAAAGUUAUAUCAGUUGUUGCUAGUACCACAGGAAAGAGCCUGCUUGUUAAGCCAUCAAAAAUUGUAUCUGGACAGGAGCCUGACAAAACUAAUGAGUUAUUACAAUGUAUAGCACUGGCAUUAGAUAAAAAACUUAGCUCAGAUGAUGCUGUCAGGCAAUACAAGGAAACACUAAAACAAGAAAAUAAAAGUAAAGAAACAAAAGUUGUAAAGAAAAAUCAACAAGCAAAGAAAUUAACGUCCUCACAGAGCACAGAGAAGUUGUUGAAAAACGAUAAAAAUGAUUCCAUACCUUCAAAUAAAACAAAACAAAAAGAUCAAACAAAAAAAGAAUCUCCUCCCAAAAGAACAUCGACACAGUCAUCAAACAUAAAUCCAACGAAAUCAUCAAGUAAAACAGGUCCCAAUAAAAAUAAGCAAGAAAUUAACAAGCAGAGUAAAAUAUCUGUAAGUAAAAACAAUAUCAGCAAUGUUGUUAACAGCUCAGGUAAACAAAAUUCUUUUCAUACUGAUGACAAUUCAAAGGCGCCCGAAUUAACGCAGAAUGAUAAAAAUAAUGAAGUACUGAAAGUGGACGACUCUAUUAUUAGCAAAACUGAAACGGAGAGUGAUAAUAAUGAAUCAAAAAGUUCAAUACACAACGAAGAUACAAAUGUUACAGAAGAUUCCAAGGAUACUAAUCAAGAUGAGAAGGAAGAAAAUGUCACCGAGAAGAAGAUAAUACAAGACACAGUUGGAAUCAAUAAUAAAGAUGAUAUUAAAACUGUGAAUGCCGACACAGCCAUUAAUGAUCAUGAAAUCAUGAAGAAAUCAGACGACUCCGAUAACAAAAGUGCAACUAUUAAUGUACAAAAAACUAAUGAAAAUUUUAACUCUGAACAAAUAAAACCCGAUGUGAAUGUUAAGAGACCGCCGAGUGUGAGACCUUCAUCCUCCAGACCGAGUGCCCCAAGACUCAAAGAUAAACAUGAAAAUGUUAUUAUUAACAGUAAUGAGAAUAUUAUCGUUGGUAAAGUUACCAUUAUACCAGAAAGCACACCGGAAGAGGAUGACGACAACAGUAUAGUAAUUGUAGACAAUACUCAAGGCACUACAGACUAUCAGAACCAAGACGGCGAAUUGCAGCAACGCGGCCAUCUUGUGCAACAAAUACUUGAUGCUCAAAAGGAGUUUUCACAAACGUCUGGAAAGACAGAGAUUGAAUGGCAGUUUGGCGUUCAGAAAUCAAGAGACAUAGUGAACGAGGAAAUUGAGCAGUUGCGAUUUAACAUCCAGGCGUUAUCGCGUGUAGCUAAUCCUUUAGGCAAAUUGUUGGAUCAUAUACAAGAAGACGUUGAAGUUAUGAGACAGGAACUUCACCAAUGGACGAACACCUAUGAAGAUGCUUCUAAGGAGCUAUUGAAACAAAGGGCAGCCAACGAAGAAUCGCUGUUUCCACUGCACAAUAAAAUAAAACAAUUAGACCUGGAUAUAGCAGAGAAGCAGGAAAAAAUAAAUGAUCUCAAAAUCAUUAUACACAAAAAUGCAUUUAGAAUCGAAAAACUAUUAGCCAACGGGCAGAGGCAAUUUUUAUAAAUAAAUCAUUUUAUUUGUCUUAAUACAUAAAUUAAAGCACUUCAGUUACUUAAAAACUGUUUUAUUGUAAUGCUGAAAAAAGAUUAUUUGACUUCCAUUUUUGAACAUUCAAAACAUGUGAAUCCUGUCUUUUUGAUUAUUUAAAUGAAAUGUCUAUUAUUUAUUUCUAAAGGGUUAUUUUAAUAAUAUUUUUUUUAGAUCUACCAACAUAUUUAGUUCCUAAUUGUGACUUCAAUCGAGACUGUUAAAUUUUAUUUUAUUCAAAAGUUAAUCCCGGAUCGUGUCUCCUCCAUUCUACACGACACUGGCAGAAUAUACUGUGCAGGUCUUGGCACGAAUGAAGGCCAUAUUAUAAAAAAAAAUAAUAAUAAAGUAAUCCUUUACGAAACUUUAAUCUUGGUAUUUAUAUACCUACCAAAUGUGCCUUAAUAGAUUUCAAUAGAAAUCGAUUUCUUUGUUUACCUAGUAACUCGGCGAACGGCAUGGUUUUUAAUUAUGCAAGAAGUAAAUUCACAAUUCUUUAUACCGUUUGAACUUCAACUUUUCUGUGUAAGGCAGGAAAGUCGAAAAUUUUCCUUAUUUAUGCUUUAAAUGACAUCUAAAUGGCAUUAUUAUUUCUAAAACCAAAUUAUGCACUACAUAUAUACGUAAUUAAUUAUAACUUUCUAAAAUCCAUAGUUUUAUCUCACUAUGUCUAUUUACAUAUAACCUGCUAUUAUUAUAAUACAGGACUGCUGUGAAUGAAUUGUAAAAUAUUUACAUCAUAACAUUAAACAACCUCCGCAAUUCGAAUACAUUAAACCAUUAAUCUUUGUGACGUCUAUUUCGUCAAGGGUUGUCGAUCGUUAUUUCCUUCAUCUUAAUUCUUAUCACAUACUUGUUACCGUACAAGCAGUGCUUACGAAUAUUUCCCAUUUUUAGAGCUCUACAGCUUUUGUUUAUAAAUGGAAAUUUUUUUUCGAGUUCUCAAAGGCCUUGUAUGGAUAUUAGUUAUCCUUGAUGCAGCACUUAAAGCGCCUUAAACAGACAAUAGUGCUGUGAUGAAAAGGCUGACCUAAGAGAAAUCCUAUGACGCCUUACUUACCUGAUAAUCUAGUUAGUUUUCGUGAGCAGCGUCCCUCGACUCCCAAAUAACCUUUUAGAUUUCCUUAUGGUAUCUCGGAGGCUUGUUUCGUAACAUCAAUAGCAAAAUAAAUAAAAUGAUUUCUUUAACAUAUUUCCUUUAUUUUCAGAACCUAAAUAUAAACAUAAUUUAUUGAUUACAUACAAUUAAAACUAUAAUCGAAGGUUGCAAUGUAAAAAAAUGUAAUGAUUAUAUUUCAUUAAUCUAUUUUUAAACAGCAAAUGUUUUCAAUCGGUUGUUGGUAAAACAUAAAUAAUGAAAAUUAACAAAUAAUCACAUCUAACGUGCCUACAUAUUUGUAAUCAACAAAACUUGUACUAUCAUUGAUAAUUUAAAUAAACAUUGAAUUAUAUGUAAAAAAUAUUGCAACUAUAUGUUAAUAUAAAA
Molecule: messenger RNA, 3451 nt
Organism: Danaus plexippus (monarch butterfly)
Lineage: Eukaryota; Metazoa; Arthropoda; Insecta; Lepidoptera; Nymphalidae
Gene: IFT54
Product: TRAF3-interacting protein 1
Exons: 6
Coding region: 133-1941 (602 amino acids)
Biological process (GO): cilium assembly; regulation of microtubule cytoskeleton organization; intraciliary transport
Cellular component (GO): centrosome; intraciliary transport particle B; ciliary basal body
Molecular function (GO): microtubule binding
Source: RefSeq, a predicted model, not a curated record